GCGUGAUUUUAAACUGUAAUUGUCAUACUUUUUACAGGUUAAGUCCAUAAUUAUUUUUUAAGAGAUAACGGUUUAUUUCUUCAAUUGAUUGUUUACAAAAUUUUGCAAAUUAUGUAUGUCAAGAUUUGAUCAAAGGAAGUUUCAAUUCAAAGUUUAGUCAGAAGAAGUUAACGUAGAAUCAUUCACAUUUACUAAGGACGAAGACAGAAUAGUUUACAUAGCUAUUGUCAAAGUAACUCAAAACUUUAUUAUACGUCGUGUGACAUCCUAAAAAGUUUUUCAUAACUCUAUUUAGAAUAAAUUCAUCAUUUGAAGACUUUUAACUAGAUCCUCGAAAGGAGAGUACGAUAGAAGUAGAAGAUGUUCUUAGAUCACAUAGCGUCUCAGUUAUUAGUCUUACUCUCAGUAGUAAGACUUUCAUUAUCUUACCCUUAUCAAGCACAAUCUAUACUCAAACAUGAACUGAAGAUUACCCCAAAAAUUGUCAUAGUUUCAAUGUUUCAACCUGAAGAAGAAGCUUGGACUACUAAAAUCGAUUUCAAACACAACAUCACCGUUCCAGGUUUAUCCCCUAUGUAUCCUUAUUUUAGAUGUGUUAAAGAUUAUUCUAUUUGUCAAUUCACUACUGGUGAAGGAGAAAUAAAUGCCGCCACAUCUGUUGCAUUCCUUUUAUCUAAUGCUCAAUUAUUUGAUUUUUCAAAAUCAUAUUGGUUGUUGGCUGGUAUUGGAGGUGGUGAUCCAUCAAAAGUAACUACUGGUUCAGUUACUUUUGCUAAAUAUGCUAUUCAAGUAGGUUUACAAUUCCAAAUAGAUUCUCGAGAACUAAUCGACUCUCAUCCUGAUUGGCCCGCUGGUUAUUUCAGUUAUGGAGCUCAAAAUCCAUGGGAUUAUCCUGAUUCAGUAUAUGGUACUGAAAUAUUUGAAGUUAAUGAGAAAUUAAGAGAUCGUGCAUUAUUAUUAUCUCAAAAUCAUGGUACAACAUUAAACGAAGGUACUGAACAAAAUAUCAAUUUACGUCAAUUAUAUGAAUCACCAGCCAAUAAUCCUCCUCAAAUCUUAGCUUGUGAUGUGACUACGAGUGAUAAUUAUUUCACCGGUUCAAUAUUAGCUGAUUAUUAUAAUAAUUUAACCACUAUUUUAAGUAAUGGUACUGCCAAUUAUUGUUCAUCAGCUCAAGAAGAAAAUGCUUCAUUAGAAGCAUUCAUAAGAAUGGCCAAAGUAGGUGUUAUAGAUUUUGAAAGAAUAGUUAUAAUGAGAACUAUAUCUAAUUUCGUUAAAAGUCCAACUAGUCUACAUAUGGAUCCUAUUGACUUUUUCCUCAAUUAUCCUAAGGGAGGUUUCCAACAUGCUUUAGAUAACUUGUAUAUAGGAGGAUGGCCAUUUGUGGAAGAUGUAGUUAAUAACUGGGAUUCAAUGUAUAAAGAAGGACAUGAUUUCAAACCAGAUAAUUAUAUUGGAGAUAUCUUUGGAACCUUGGGUGGUAAACCAAAUUUUGGUAAAGACAAGUAUAGUAUCAGCUGAUCAGUAGUUUAUCUUUAUUAUAUAGUAGUAUAUAACUAAUUAAUAUUUAUAGAUCAUCAUUUUAGUUAAUACCA
Scheffersomyces coipomensis is the source of this 1595-nucleotide messenger RNA. RefSeq names its product purine-nucleoside phosphorylase. Bases 361 to 1521 code for a protein of 386 amino acids. Gene Ontology annotation, cellular component: endoplasmic reticulum. Lineage: Eukaryota; Fungi; Ascomycota; Pichiomycetes; Serinales; Debaryomycetaceae. The record is from RefSeq and is a predicted model, not a curated record. Gene Ontology annotation, molecular function: catalytic activity. Gene Ontology annotation, biological process: nucleoside metabolic process; transmembrane transport. The transcript has a single exon.